GAAACCGAAAGGCCCUGGGCCGCCUCCUCUCUUCUCCUCAGCCGGUCGGGCACGAGCCAACCGCACCCACUUCCCUCCCAAACCCUAGCAAGCGUUUCUCCUCUCCCCGAAGCUUCCAGAAGCGGCGCGCAUGGAGUCCUCCGCCUCCGGCGACGGCCCCUCUGCCACGACGGCUGCUGUUGCUGCGGCAGCAGCGGUGGCGUCGUCCUCAUCGGGCCCCUCCACCUCUGCCUCCGCCUUCUCCGCCGGUGUCUCGGGUGGGGCAAGCGCCACCCACUACCUCGCCAAGCGCGUGCUCCAUGGCAGCGCCGUGCAGCACGUCGCCCGGGGCCACUUCCGCUCGGAGCACCUUUGGGAGUUCGUCCUCUGCAAGGGAACUUCACUUGAAUUAGUUGUGGUUGGUGAGGAUGGUGUUUUACAGUCAAUCUGCGAGCAAAAUACAUUUGGGAUUGUAAAAGAUGUUGGUGUCUUGGACUGGCGCUUUAAACACUUCGGUAUCUGGCCUGAGAUUGAAGGGAAAGAAAUUCUGGUUCUACUCUCUGAUUCUGGAAAGCUUUCUCUUCUUUACUUCUGUUGUCAGAUGCAUAGGUUUAUUCCAAUUGGAAAUAUCGAGUUAUCUAAACCAGGAAAUAUGAGGGAUCAACUGGGAAGAAUUUUGGCUAUAGACCACGACUCUGCUUGGGUUGCUAUUAGUGCGUACGAGGAUGCAUUUGCUGUUGUGCGUGUUGGAAGGACUCAGCAUGUUUAUGGUCCAAAUAAAGAAAUUGUAGAGAAGGCAAAAAUCGUGCAUGCUGUAUAUAAGACCAGUGAUAUCCGCGGUACGGUUUGGAGCAUGUGCUUCAUGAGGACUCGCUGUUCGAUGGAUGAAUAUUACCCAGUUGUGGCAAUGAUAAUUAACAGGAAGGGCUCUGAUGCGAAUGACUUGUCAAUGUAUGCACUAGCUGCCAACGAUGGUGGCAUCCAGUACCUAUCUGGUUACUCAGAACCUGGACCUUUGGCGCUUGAGAUCGCUGAAAUUCCUCAGCUGGAUGGCUUUGGACUUCUAUUUCGUGCUGGUGAUAUUUUAAUUGUGGAUCUUAGGGACCCAAAGGACAUCUGUUGUACCAUUAGAAUAAGCAUGACAGGCAGUCUGGUUGGAGAACAAAUCAGUGUUGAAGAUUCAUGUCGAGGAUUAGAUGUUGAUGACGAUGUUGCUGCUUGUGCUUUGCUAGAACUGAGAGAUUCUGGAAAUAACAUAAUGAUGGACGACAGUUGCAUGGCUAUUGAUGGUGCUGAUAACCCAAGAAGCAUGAAAUCAAGGGUUAUUUGCUCAUGGAGCUGGGAGCCGGAUGCCAUGCGAGGACAACCGAGGCUGAUCUUUUGCUUGGAUGAUGGAGAAUUUCAUAUUCUGGAAUUUAAUUGGGAUACGGAAGGAUUGAAGGUAUUGCCUGAGCGUGUCCAUAGGGGUUUGCCUUGUAAACCUCUUUUAUGGAUGGACAGAGGAAUGAUAGCAGGGUUUGUAGAGAUGGGAGAUGGAAUGAUCCUUCAUCUUGAACAUGGUAGACUGGUGCAUAGAAGUACAGUUCAGAAUGUAGGACCAAUAUUGGAUUUAGCAAUUGCUGACUACCAUGGUGAGAAGCAGGAUCAGUUGUUUUCAUGUUGUGGAAUGUGCCCUGAGGGAUCAUUGCGUGUUAUAAGGAAUGGUGUCAAUGUGGAGAAACUUCUGAGGACUGAACCUAUUUAUCAGGGUGUUACUGGUUUGUGGACAUUGAGAAUGAAGAGAACUGAUACAUAUCACUCUUUUCUUGUAUUGGCAUUUGUUGAGGAAACAAGAAUACUAUCAGUUGGACUGAGUUUUAAUGACAUCAGUGAUGCUGUGGGAUUUCAGCCUGAGGUUUGCACUUUGGCAUGUGGUUUAAUAGCUGAUGGUUUACUUGUGCAAAUUCACAGCAAAGGUGUAAAGCUUUGUUUGCCUACAUCACAUGCUCACCCUGAGGGUGCCGCCUUAACUUCUCCAGUUUGUGUUGACUGGUAUCCUGAUGUCACUAUCAGUGUUGGUGCUGUUGGACAUGAUGUUGUUGCUGUUGCUACAUCAAAUCCUUGUUGCCUAUAUAUUCUCAGGGUCAGACCAUUAUCUUCACUCCAGUACGAGUUGUAUGAGACACAGCAUGUCCAAUUGCAAUAUGAAGUAUCUUGCAUAUCCAUUCCAGAGGAGGACUCGAGACUUAGAACGUCAUGUUCUGCUUUUGGUGGUGAUUUUAGGAAGAGAGAAGGGAAUAAUUCUGCUGCUGAAGUUGAUGUUCGCAUGUUUGCUGUCAUUGGAACUCAUAAACCUUCUGUGGAAGUCAUCUCAUUGGAACCUGAUGAAGCAUUUAGGUUGCUCUCUAUUGGGUCUAUAUCAGUGAACAAUGCGCUCGGUGCUCCAGUUAGUGGCUGUAUACCUGAAAAUGUUCGGUUUGUAGCAUCUGAGAGGUUCUACAUUCUCGCAGGUCUAAGAAAUGGCAUGCUACUCAGGUUUGAGUCAGGAACAAGCAAAGACCAGUAUCUCCCUGGUUCCUUUUACAAGGAGUCUUUUGCACCUUCUCUUAGUGCUCUCCUUCAGUUGGUUGCUAUAAGGCAUAUUGGAAUUACCCCUGUAGGCUUGGUACCAUUGCAUGAUUCAGCUAAUUCUGAUAUUAUUGUUCUCAGUGAUAGGUCUUGGCUAUUAUAUGCUAGUAGACACAGCUUGGCAUAUUCAUCCAUCUCAUUUCUGCCUGCGUCCCAUGUGACUCCAGUAUCUUCUGUGGAUUGCCCCAGCGGUCUGCUAUUUGUUGCAGAGAACUGUUUACAUUUGGUGGUGUGGUGGUGGUGCAGUGAUCCGGUGUUUGGAGGCGGUGGCGGCAGGGCAGGUCCAGGCAGCGGCGGCGUGGGCGGCGUCUGGACACCGAACUGUUUCAUGGCAAAAACAGCGUCCGCUAAUCAGUAUCUAGGGCAGAUCAUAGUUCAGUUUUCUUUGCAGACGUUUCAAAUAUUGAAACAGGUAAUGUUGGCCAAGUCAGACCUCUUAGUUUUGCCUGUCCCAUCGGAACCAUGCCCUGUUAGGCUGUCAGUUAGGUCUGCCAUAUGGUAUGAGGUUGAAAUGGUUCAUGGCAAAAGAUUAAAUGCACAAAAGUUUUCAGUUGGAGGGACUCCAAGGAAAGUGCUAUACCACAGCGAUAGUAGAACACUGUUGGUUAUGAGAACUGGUUUAACUGGUGCAUCAUGUUCUUCAGAUAUUGUCCAAAUAGAUCCUAAUAAUGGGAUCUUGCUUUCCCGAUUCAAGUGUGAACUUGGUGAAACUGCAAAAUGCAUCCAGAUUGCGAAAAUAGGAAGUGAGCAAGUGUUAAUUGUUGGGACAAGUAAAUCUACUGACCGGCCAAUGAUGCCAAAUGGCGAAGCAGAAAGUAUCAAAGGACGCCUAAUUGUUCUAAGUUUGGAUACUCUUGGAAGUCCUCAUGAGUGCAGUUCAUUUAUUCCGACUUCUAAUUUGAGUUCCUCUUCUCAUACGGGCUCAUUCCCUGAAAUUGUUGGAUAUGCAAAUGAAGAUUUCUCUAGCAACAGCAUGUGCAGCAGUCCUGAUGAUAUUUGCUACAAUCAGAUUCAAUUUGAACAAAUAGCAGGACACCUGAGAUCACUGACUCAUGUUACCUUCACUGGUGCAGUUCUUGCUGUAUAUCCAUAUCUAGAUCGAUAUGUGUUGGCAGCAGCUGGUAAUACGCUUUCUGUAUUUGGUUUUGUGAAUGAAAAUCCUCAUCGUAUGAAGAAGUAUGCCGUGAGUAGAACGCGAUUUACUAUUACUUGUUUGAAGACAUAUGGAUCACAGAUUGCAGCGGGCGAUUGUCGUGAUGGUGUUCUCUUCUGUUCUUAUCACGAGAAUCUUAGGAAGUUGGAACUUAUUUAUGCUGAUCCUGCUCAACGAUUGGUGGGUGAUGUUGUCCUCUUAGACUGUGAAACUGCUGUUGUGUCAGAUCGUCGUGGUAGCAUAUCUGUAUUAUCCUGCCCUGGACUGGAAGUUUCUGAAAGUCCAGAAAAGAACUUAGCUGUACAAUGUUCAUUUUUUAUGGGCGAAAUAGCUAUGAGCAUCCAGAAGGCUGCAUUUAAGUAUCGGCUCCCUAUUGGUGAUGAGACAGACCCAGUGUUGGAAUCAGCUUAUAACUGCGUUGUGGCGAGUACUUUGCUGGGGAGUGUUUUUGUUAUGAUUCCUCUCACCAGUGAGGAGCAUCAACUGUUGCAAGAUGUCCAAGAAAGACUUUCACUUCACCCGUUGACUGCUCCAAUCUUGGGAAAUGACCAUGCAGAGUUUCGUCGACGUGGUAUCCCGUCGGGAGUGCCUUCAAUUCUGGAUGGUGACAUGCUGGUGCAAUUCUUAGAGCUCACCAGUGAGCAACAGCAAACUGUUCUUGAUGAUGGAUCUUCAGUAAAGGCACCACGCAGGUCUAUCUCAGUUUUCCAGGUCAUGCGAAUGUUGGAGCGGGUCCACUAUGCGCUGAACUGAGGUUUUCUGCAACCAACUUGGUUCACUCAUACCGCUGGACAUACUGUUUUCCAUUCUGCUGACAAAUCGAUUAGUGCCUUGGUACUGCAGAUAAUACCCUGCCGUGACCUGCAGAUAAUACCGCCGGACCAAGGUAGUACACAUUUGGUGCUGAGGUGAUGUUAGCGUGUAAAAGUCAAUACCCUGCCGUGACCUGCGUCUCCCUAUUUAUAAUACUAUAUAGACGUUGUGAAGUACCGAAGUCUGUACAUAAAAUAUGACAAAAGAACAUCCUCAGAAUUGACGAACGUUGAGACAUCCUGAAUAGAAGUGUUCUUAAGCAA
Aegilops tauschii subsp. strangulata is the source of this 4815-nucleotide messenger RNA. RefSeq lists its product as uncharacterized. Gene Ontology annotation, molecular function: protein binding; nucleic acid binding. Gene Ontology annotation, cellular component: nucleus. NCBI's taxonomy places the organism in Eukaryota, Viridiplantae, Streptophyta, Magnoliopsida, Poales, Poaceae. The record is from RefSeq and is a predicted model, not a curated record.